This is a messenger RNA of Loa loa (African eye worm), 570 nucleotides long. RefSeq lists its product as hypothetical. The transcript has a single exon. Bases 1 to 570 code for a protein of 189 amino acids. The record is from RefSeq and is a predicted model, not a curated record. NCBI's taxonomy places the organism in Eukaryota, Metazoa, Nematoda, Chromadorea, Rhabditida, Onchocercidae.
AUGGAACCACAUCCUUUGAUACCAACAGCUACUACUUUAACAGUCUUAUCCGCUUCAACCAUUGACAUUUCCUUCGAACCCACUACAGUCUAUUAUUCCAUUGCACCAAUUUCAUAUACUGUUGUAAGCAGUAGUAUUCCAUAUCGGGAUAUUACUGUAAGCGAGGACAAUGUAUCGAGCGAACAGGUUUCUCCCUUUUCGACUGAUACAUACUCGAGUACAAGUAAUCCAUCCAGCAGUGCCAAAGAACUUUCCGAUGAUGAUCCAUGGAAUAUCUGCAAUGAAUCAACAACGGAAAUGUUACAGUUGAAGCAUUCAUUUAAUAUGAGUAGCUAUUCAGACACGAAUUUUGUUACAGCACAGCAGUUGCUACUAACCCCUAAUCUGCAAGUUACCACUGCGGCACAACGGUUGUCAUUAUGUUCUAUCCAGCAUUGGAAUGUAAUGCCACAGCAGCUGCUGCCACCUUCUAAUCCGCAAGCGAAAAUUGCGGCACAACGGUUGCUACUGCCUUCUAAUUUGCUGCAUGCAAAAACUACAACACAGUCGCCGUCAUUACCUUCCACAUAA